Mycena indigotica is the source of this 660-nucleotide messenger RNA. RefSeq lists its product as uncharacterized. The record is from RefSeq and is a predicted model, not a curated record. The coding region runs from base 1 to 660 and encodes 219 amino acids. NCBI's taxonomy places the organism in Eukaryota, Fungi, Basidiomycota, Agaricomycetes, Agaricales, Mycenaceae. The transcript is spliced from 3 exons.
AUGGUCACAGCUUGUGACUUGCUCGCUUCCGGCGCCCACGACUCGAUUUCUUGCGUACGGCCGAAAUGUCCUUAUACCCUCGUCCGACGCUCCCUGAACUUCCCAUUGGCCGUAGUGAAUUCGAGAUUCUCAAAUCCUCGCAUCGAUUUCUACGCGAAGACCAAGACCAAACCCAAAGCCGCUUCGUGGGAUGACCAGCUUGCUGAAAAGUACUAUGAAAGUCUCUUCCGAGAGUUCGCAGUCUGCGACUUGAAGCACUACAAUUUUCUCUUCGCUGGCGGACCGAAUCAGAGGUUCUGUUGGGCGCUGAAUGAACACAAACAUAAACGUGGACGAUUAACGACCCUGGAGCUGCCCUUUUCGUAUGAGGAGCAGGGAGAAGCCAAAAGCGCGCUCGUCAAGACGGUCCUAUGUGAAAAGUGUCUAGGAAAGAUGAUGUGGAAACGUCGGAAAGAGAAGGAGACAUCGGGAACCGAGGAGAGAAGGCCUGUUGAAGAAGUCGACGACGAAUACGGGCCAAUGGCCCCGACGACCUCCACAACGCAUGGAAAUCGAAACCAGGAAGAACCAAAGCCCCAUAUUUCCCAUUCAAUGUCUCCCCCCUCAACACAAACCUCGUUCCCAUUCACAGUCACGCUCCCCAAGACGGCGGGACCAUAA